ACAGCCAUUCGUUUUGUUUCUCUCGAUUCGCGCCCCCCCCUCUCUCCCUCCCUCCCUCCCUCCCCCCCUUUCAUUCGGAUCCAAGAUGCCCGUCCAGAUCCCGGACGACACGGAUUUCAACUCGUUUAAAGAGCAGUGCGAGAGCCAGGAAGGGUGGCUGGUCAAGUACAGCAAGGGAGGAGUGACGGUGUGGUGCAGGGCGGAGGAGAGCAAAACUGUCCAGAAGCUGAAGAUGAGAAUCAUGUGUAAGGACGUGAUGGCAGAGACGCUGUACGACGUCCUCCACGACACAAACUACCGCAGGAAGUGGGACACCAACAUGAUUGACACGUUCGACAUCGGAAGGCUGACUGUCAAUGCAGACGUCGGCUACUACUCCUGGAAGUGCCCGAGUCCAUUGAAGAACAGAGACUUUGUGACCAUGAGGUCCUGGCUUCCCCUUGGCAAUGACUACCUGAUCAUCAACUACUCAGUCAAACACCCGCAAUACCCUCCCAAGAAGGACUGCGUGAGGGCGGUGUCCCUGCUGACCGGGUACCUCGUCCAGUCCAACGGAGCCACGUCCUCUACGCUCUACUACCUGACCCAAGUGGACCCCAGAGGCUCUCUACCCAAGUGGGUGGUGAACAGAGUCUCCCAGUUUGUGGCACCAAAGGCCAUGAAGAAGAUCUACAAGGCCUCCCAGAAGUAUCCGGAGUGGAAGAGGAAGCACAACCCCAACCUGAAGCCGUGGAUGUUUCCUGAACAGAACACACUGCCUUGCAUCAGCGCCGCCGACCUCACCCUGCAGCGAGCCGACUCCCUGGAGAACAUCGACGAGAGCAACCUGACCGAGGAGAAAAUGCAUCACAGCGACGACGAAGAGACUUAAACACACACAGACUGAAGAGCUGUGGGCUGUCUCUCUCUCUGUCUCUCUCCCUGUCUCUCUCUCUCUCUCUCUCUCCCUGUCUCUCUCCCUGUCUCUCUCUCUCUCUCUCUC
Lampris incognitus (smalleye Pacific opah) is the source of this 982-nucleotide messenger RNA. It is a transcript of the gene stard15, whose product is annotated as StAR-related lipid transfer (START) domain containing 15. Gene Ontology annotation, molecular function: lipid binding. The transcript is spliced from 6 exons. The record is from RefSeq and is a predicted model, not a curated record. NCBI's taxonomy places the organism in Eukaryota, Metazoa, Chordata, Actinopteri, Lampriformes, Lampridae. Bases 86 to 871 code for a protein of 261 amino acids.